AUGAAAGUCCUCUUCCUCUUCUUCUUCUCUCCACCUUUCAUCCUCUUUUGGUUUUCGGCCCGUUUUCUCGAUGAUGGGCCUUCACAGCUUAACGGACACGCGUUUCCCGAAGAGAAGGCCCGGCCUCAAGGUCGCAGGAAGAGAGCCAGUCUCAAGCCUCUAGGGCCAUACACAUGGAUACAGUAUGUACCUGGUGAGCCCAUUCCUAGGAGCCGACCCAAUGAAGGGAGUGUGCAGGCCGGAACCGAAGGAAGCGUGCCAAACAGAGGGUUGCCUUUAAUUGGAAGUUGGUUGAUGAAUGUGCUUAUAUAUAUUUGGGAGGAUGUGGGGCCUUUAAUGAGCUGGAGCCUCUAUCAGAGGGGCUUUCAAAGAAGUUAAACUUUGGCUUCUACUGUAUAAGCUUUCCAUUUGGUGUUUUAUGCCCAAAUGUGCUUUACAUGUCGCUUAUUUAUUUAUUGUGAAGUUUGGAUAGUUCAAAUAUGCUAUGCCAUUACGCUUGCUGGAUAUAAUAAACUUGCUACUCCUAUUUACUCC
Amborella trichopoda is the source of this 534-nucleotide messenger RNA. The record is from RefSeq and is a predicted model, not a curated record. NCBI's taxonomy places the organism in Eukaryota, Viridiplantae, Streptophyta, Magnoliopsida, Amborellales, Amborellaceae.